AUGUGCAGGGUGGUGCGGUUUCCAUGCGGUUUCCCCCAAAAACACGCCAAGCAGGCCAGCGCCAGGGACGCGGGCUUUCUCCGGCCUAAAAGGGCUCCGCGCAACAAGAAUUCGGUCGUUCGGGAGAGAACGCUCGACUUGAAGCCUCAGCCAUCCCGACGUCCAUUCACCCCGUCCAGCUCUCCGAACCCUUUCCAACGCGGUCUGCCGUCGUCGCUCACUCGAUCUCUCUGCCAUUGGAAUCACCGUCGACCGGCAUCCCUUCCUGCGACGUCCUGCUUGACCAGCCACCAUGUCUACUUCCGUCGGGGUCAAUGUACGAUUGAGAACCUCACCCCACGUGCUGCGGCGAUAGCUUUUCUGCAGCUCUCCCGAGCUGCGAGGAGCUUCGCCAUUGUCGAAUAUGUGCUGAUGAGAUGGAUUGUAGGUCCUCCGAUGGUCCGCCCUGGCCACCGGCCUCUUUUACGGCGUCUACAACCAAGCGUCGAUAUCAGCGCGCGAGCGAGCACAGGCCGAGAAGCACGCAUACCAGCAAAAGGAGUCAUUGAUUCAACAAGCAAAGGCUGAAUGGCAAAAGCAGAACUCUCCUGAGCAGCCAAAGGCAUCUGGCGCAGAUGCGUGAUUAAGCUGUAUGGUCUGCCAACCCCAACCCUGCCCUAUUCUGUAAUGUACGUUCAACAUCGAACGCAAAUGUUCCAUCAGAAUUCCAAUCCAAACGCGACUACCGCUCCGAAACCAUACCGUUACAUGCUGACUGGCCGUACAGCGAAAGACGACCUCAACACUCUGCUCGGAAUCACGGAUGAGAAAUAAACCAGCGUCAUCUCCUAUUUCAUUUUGUUUGGCAUGGAUGUGUUGAGGAAGGGGCAGGUAGAUGGAGAGCGGACGAAGCACAUGGGAUAAAAAGAUGGGCGAUUGUGAAGCCCGGUGCGCUGCGGAAUCAUAGUGCGAUAUAUCAUCUCUUGUGUGUGUGUGUGUGUUUCUUGUACU
This is a messenger RNA of Periconia digitata, 990 nucleotides long. The record is from the annotation of a GenBank genome assembly. NCBI's taxonomy places the organism in Eukaryota, Fungi, Ascomycota, Dothideomycetes, Pleosporales, Periconiaceae.